Molecule: messenger RNA, 1183 nt
Organism: Girardinichthys multiradiatus
Lineage: Eukaryota; Metazoa; Chordata; Actinopteri; Cyprinodontiformes; Goodeidae
Product: G2/M phase-specific E3 ubiquitin-protein ligase-like
Exons: 5
Coding region: 262-1044 (260 amino acids)
Molecular function (GO): ubiquitin-protein transferase activity
Source: RefSeq, a predicted model, not a curated record
AGGGACUCUGUUCUUGAAAGUGCUUUUAGAGCAUUCAAAAGACAAAGAUUUUCUCCUUGGCAUAGGCUCAAUGUUACCUUUGUCGACACUGCCGGGGUAACAGAGGGAGCUGUGGAUGACGGGGGGCCAACUAGGGAGUUCCUUCGCCUGCUAUUCACAGAAAUAAAAGACAGCUCUUUUUUUAAUGGCCCCGACUACAACAAGAAUCUGUCCUUGGUGUCUCGGAGUGUAGAUAACGGCGACUACAGGAAUCUGGGACAGAUGAUAAGUGUGGCCCUUGCCCAUGGAGGAAUCAAGCCCUUAUUUUUUUCCCGGCGAUUAUACCACAGCAUAGCCAGUCGUCCAACACCCCCAGUCACUCUUGAAGAAGUGGAUGACAGAGAACUGCAGGAGCAACUGCAAAGGGUAAUAACUGCAGAAACUCUGGCAGAAGCACGGGAUGCCAUAAUGGAGGCUUCAAGUUCUCUUUGUCUUCUUGGCUGUUCUGCGGGUCUCCGAAGUCUGGAUGAAAAGGAGUACUUUACACAACAAGCUCUAAGGGCAUAUGUCGAAGGAAGGACACAGAAAGCUUUGGAGCAAUUUGUGGAUGGGAUGAAUGCCAUGGGCCUUGCUGAAAAAAUAAGAAGCCACAUAGAGGAACUGGAACCACUAUUUGUGGGUGGACCCAAAGCCCUUCAGCUCCAGGACCUCCUGGAUCUUUUCAGUGUAUCUUUUGCUGAACCAGGAAGCAACAGGCGCAGAGCACAGAACCAAACAGUCAUGUUUUGGAAUGACUGGCUGAUUGAGGUGGAUGAGGGAACGCGACCAGUGACACUGGAACAAAUAUUAGUGUUUGUUUCAGGAUUGAACUCAAUCCCCCCACUUGGGUUUCCCCGACGUCCAAUCAUUGAGUUUCUUCAAUGUGAUGAUGGCAGUAGAAAACUGUAUCCAGAGGCGAACACCUGUGAGGUCACUCUGCGCCUCCCCAUCCACCAGACCUAUGACAGCUUUGUGCACUACAUGGAGUCUGGAGUGAUACAGGCUCCAACGUUUGGAUUCCUUUAGAAUCCAACUUGAUUUUUUUUGUUUUGUUGUUGUUCUAGUGUGUGAGGUCAAAGGUUAGUUUUAUUGACAUCAGUUUAAGUUUGCGAUAUAAAAUAAAAUAAUGCAUUUUCAGUUAAAAUGAAAAAAAGUUAUUUUCAUG